This is a messenger RNA of Cajanus cajan (pigeon pea), 807 nucleotides long. Lineage: Eukaryota; Viridiplantae; Streptophyta; Magnoliopsida; Fabales; Fabaceae. The record is from RefSeq and is a predicted model, not a curated record.
CAUCCUUUGCUUCCCAACGUCCCUAAGAGCUUGGCCAGUGUGUGGGUUGACAAAGGGUUUUUCUGUUUUAUUCUUCUGUGCAGGAUGACCUCUCCGGAGACUCUUACGUUCAUGGAGCUCGCCAUUCAGCAGGCAAAGCUAGCUUUGGACGCUCUUGAAGUGCCUGUUGGAUGUGUAAUUGUUGAGGAUGGGAAGGUUAUAGCAUCAGGCAGGAACCGAACUACCGAGACACGAAAUGCUACAAGGCAUGCAGAAAUGGAAGCUAUAGAUGUGCUUCUGGGGCAGUGGCAGAAAAAUGGACUUUCAAUGUCUGAAGUUUCUGAAAAAUUCUCAAAUAGCAGCCUCUAUGUUACCUGUGAACCAUGCAUAAUGUGCGCAUCUGCUUUAUCAAUUUUAGGUAUAAAAGAAGUAUUUUAUGGCUGUUCAAAUGAUAAAUUUGGAGGCUGUGGAUCAAUAUUGUCAUUGCAUUUAAGUAACACCACACCACUCAACAAUGAAGUUCCACCCGGAAAGAGUUUCAAAUGUACUGGAGGUAUAAUGGCAUCAGAAGCUGUCCUUCUGUUUCGAACAUUCUACGAGCAAGGAAAUCCCAAUGCUCCGAAGCCACACAGGCCUCUAGCACGUCAGGCAUGAAGUUUAAUUUGAAUAUUACUAGGUUGGUUUUCAUUAUUUAUGUGUACAAGGUUUUUUAUUAUUUGUGGCUAAAACCUGGAAGUUGUUGUUCGUUACUAAUCCCGUGGUUUGAAUUUCUUUUUUGUCCUGUAAUAUUUGCUGACAGUUGCUGAUAUGGUUAUCUGUAAUGAGCUC